AUGACAGAGACGAAACAACAAGACAAUUGGUCAUCCAAGGAAUACCAAAAUGCAGCUUCUUUCGUCCCCAAGUUGGCUGUGGAGAUAAUGAAAUGGCUUAAUCCUCAGAAAGACGAUGAGAUACUCGACAUUGGAUGUGGUGACGGCGUCCUAGACAUACAGAUUGCCCAAAUAGUGGCCCAGGGUCGUGGACGCCUUCACGGGAUUGACAGUUCCGCCUCAAUGAUCGGAACAGCCAUGGAGGCUGCUUCAGAUGCUGGCCUCAAAAAUUGCACAUUCGAAGUGUGCGACGCCACGGAUCUGGUCAACAAGCCCGAACUUCAAGGGGGCACCUUUAACAAAGUCUUUUCCAACGCGGCAAUGCAUUGGAUCCUCCGACCGGAGGACAAACGCGAGCAGUUCUUUGUCGGAGUGAAAAACGCCUUGGUUCCGGGAGGCACGUUUGCCUUUGAGAUGGGCGGCCUGGGAAACGUGUCAGAGCUCAAAGCCGGGAUAUUCAGUGCGGUGGGCCGUCGGAUUGGCCUCGCCCGCGCCGUCGAAGCGAGCCCUUGGUUCUUCCCGGACGAAGACUGGAUGCGGCAAAUGAUGGAAAACACAGUGGGAGGGUGGACGAUUGAAAGAAUGGAGCGCGUCUGGAGGCCGACGACGGCCGACGCGGGUGGUGUGGAUGCGUGGAUCCGGCUAAUGGCGAAGCAGUUUUUCGAUGCGGUGCAAGAGGAUCAGAGAGAAGAAUGCAUCCGCGAGGUGGUUGAAGUUCUUGAAAAAGUGUGCGCCAAACCUGGCGGUGGUUACAUGUUUAGCUACGUGCGACUGAGAGUUCUGGCGAGAAAGCUGUAG
Pyricularia pennisetigena is the source of this 837-nucleotide messenger RNA. RefSeq lists its product as uncharacterized. Lineage: Eukaryota; Fungi; Ascomycota; Sordariomycetes; Magnaporthales; Pyriculariaceae. The transcript has 4 exons. The coding region runs from base 1 to 837 and encodes 278 amino acids. The record is from RefSeq and is a predicted model, not a curated record.